Messenger RNA from Myxocyprinus asiaticus (Chinese sucker), 5179 nucleotides. RefSeq names its product G protein-coupled receptor kinase interacting ArfGAP 1 (gene git1). The record is from RefSeq and is a predicted model, not a curated record. Gene Ontology annotation, molecular function: GTPase activator activity; protein binding. Gene Ontology annotation, biological process: regulation of ARF protein signal transduction; brain development. NCBI's taxonomy places the organism in Eukaryota, Metazoa, Chordata, Actinopteri, Cypriniformes, Catostomidae. Bases 493 to 2781 code for a protein of 762 amino acids. The transcript is spliced from 21 exons.
AGAGAAAGAGAGAGCGCGAGAGACAGACGUCAGAGAAGGAGAAUAUGCAGCCUGCCAUACAAAAGUGUAUAGUGCAGUGGAUGUAAAUAUACGGCGUUUCCAUACUUUUCUUACUCCCACCCCUUUUUGCCCAAGACAGAAUCGGGGCUUCUUCGAUCAUGGUUCGGGGAAAUAGAUAUUAUUCUGUAUUCAGCUGGGACAAUCGAAAUUAAAUAAUCAACGUUAGGGGGCCUUCUGAAACAGCAAAAGAGAGUGUAUGUAUUAUUUUGUAGAAGUCACUGCAGUGCCAGAACACAAGACAACCGAAAAGGAAGCAGAGAGAGAGAAGGGUGAGGACCGGGAGCGCUGGAGAGCUCAUCGCCGGCUUCCGGGCAUUCGGGGCGGCAUUAAAAUCGCAGACGUCCCUCCUGGAGGAAAAGCAAGCCAAAAUACCGUCAAUAUUGGACUGAAAUCUCUGGAAGCAUUUAAAGAACGGUGGAUUUUGUUUCUGCGAUGUCCAGGAAAGUGCAAAGAAGCGAGGUGUGCGCCGACUGCAGUGCACCAGAGCCGGGCUGGAGCAGUAUAAACCGAGGGGUUCUGAUCUGCGAUGAGUGCUGUUCUGUGCACCGGAGCCUGGGCCGACACAUUUCCAUCGUCAAACACCUACGACACAGUGGCUGGCCUCCCUCCUUACUGCAGAUGGUGCAGACCCUGGCCAGUAAUGGCGCUAACUCAAUCUGGGAACACUCCCUGCUGGAUCCAGCACAGGUUCAGAGUGGGCGCAGGAAACCAAACCCACAAGAUAAAGUCCACCCCACAAAGUCAGAGUUCAUUCGUGCCAAGUACCAGAUGUUAGCCUUUGUCCACAAGCUGCCCUGCCGUGACGAUGAUGGGGUCACCACCAAGGACCUCAGCAAGCAACUGCACUCUAGUGUACGGACAGGAAGUCUGGAGACAUGUUUACGGCUGCUGUCUCUGGGGGCACAAGCCAACUUCUUUCACCCGGAAAAGGGCACGACCCCUCUGCAUGUGGCCGCCAAGGCGGGGCAGGUUCUGCAGGCUGAGCUGCUGGUGGUGUAUGGGGCAGAUCCAGGAGCUCCAGAUAUCAAUGGCCGCACACCCAUAGACUAUGCCCGGCAAGCAGGACACGUGGAGCUCGCUGAGCGCUUGGUGGAGUGUCAAUAUGAGCUCACGGACAGAUUGGCCUUUUACUUGUGUGGCAGACGCCCAGAUCACAAGAACGGACAUUAUAUUAUCCCUCAGAUGGCAGACAGAGCUCGUCCUAAGUGCCCGACGCAGAGCCUGGACCUCUCUGAACUGGCCAAGGCAGCUAAGAAGAAGCUUCAAGCGUUAAAUAACCGCUUGUUCGAGGAGCUGGCUAUGGAUGUGUACGAUGAAGUGGACCGUAGAGAGAAUGAUGCAGUCUGGCUGACAACUCAGAACCACAGUACGCUUGUAACGGAACGGAGUGCUGUCCCCUUCUUACCGGUUAACCCUGAAUACUCAGCGACACGCAACCAGGGGCGACAGAAAUUGGCUCGCUUUAAUGCACGAGAAUUUGCCACCCUCAUUAUCGACAUCCUCAGUGAUGCCAAGAGACGACAGCACGGAAAAGGCUUGACAAGCCCCACAGACCCUCUGGAUCUGAGUCAGGCAGACGAUGACCAGCACGAUUAUGACAGCGUAGCAUCUGAUGAGGACACAGACAGCGAGCUGACUGCACAGAAUAACAACAACACCCAGCGAAACAACAGGGCCAAGAGCAUGGAUUCAUCCGACCUGUCAGAUGGGCCCAUCACACUACAGGAGUAUCUGGAGGUGAAGAAAGCAUUGGCUUCUUCGGAGGCCAAAGUUCAACAACUAAUGAAGGUCAACAACAACCUGAGUGAGGAGCUAAGGAGGCUUCAGAAGGAGAUCACGCGGAUGCAGUCGGAGAACAGCGUGCUGCGGGGGGCCCAGGCUGGAGCCGGGGGCAAUCCGACCGGGGGUGGUGGCCAAGGACUGUGGCCUGGUGGGGUAAGGGGUACGGGAGGUGGCGGAGGGGUUGGCGGAGACUCCGGCCUAACAACACCCUCCUCCAACCCCCUCCGCCGGGACAGACAAGCCUUCUCUAUGUAUGAGCCUGUGGUGACCACCCCCAAAGCUCUUACCCCAGCCCUGGACCCCCUGACUGGCCGCCUGCAGCCUCUCAGCCCCACCGUGCGAAAGGGAGCCCCUGCAGGUCCAACCCCCUACGGAGGGCCGCACCUGUCAGCCUCCACUGAGGGACGGUAUAAUCCUCCUAAAACCGGAGAGAAGUAUGGGAGCGGCACAGAUAGUGACUAUGACAACUCUCAAACUUACGAUGUCUCCCUUGGCGUGGGCCGCAGCAGUGAGGACGACAGUAGGGGGGAUGUGGACGAGAGAGAGUGUGAUCCUGACCCCACGCUGCCCUGCACGGAGGACGUCAUCCUCAAGACAGAGCAGGUCACCAAGAACAUCCAGGAGCUCCUGAGAGCUGCACAGGAGUUUAAACAUGACAGUUUUGUGCCAUGCUCGGAGAAGAUCCACUUAGCUGUGACAGAAAUGGCUUCUCUCUUUCCCAAGAGGCCAGCGUUGGACGCAGUGCACUCCUCUUUGAAGCUCCUGGCAGCCAGUGCCUCCCGUCUACAGGUGGAAUGUCGCAAAGCGGCUCCCUCCGACUCGUCAGCCAGCACGGUGGACUAUCAGCUCCUCACACAACAGGUCAUCCAGUGUGCCUAUGACAUUGCCAAAGCUGCUAAGCAGCUGGUCACCAUCACCACCCGUGAGAAGAAACAGUGACCCACCCUGUGCAGUGGGGUCCGUCGGGCAGGGGAUGGCUGAGAAAGGGAUGAGUAGGAAGACACUAUACUGAGAAACUGGUGGAUGAUGGAGAAAGGAAGUGACAUAUGGUAGAUAGAAAAAGAAAGUUCAGAUGGACCAGAAUGUUGAAUGUUCUGUGUUUUGAGGAUUUUCUUUCUUUGACAAAUCUAAAUACGACAAUAUUGUCUGUUAGCACGCAGACGACUACCGUCUUGUUGUAUUUCUCUGUCACAAAUACACAAGCACUCCUAAUCUCAUCUGGAGAACCACAAUCUUUCCUUCUGUAUUGAUUUCUUCUUUCUUUUUCUUCUCUCUCAUAAUCCAUUUUGUGUUUUUAAAUGCUGCUCCAUUGGCCUGUUUCUCUUGGGACAGAUGUACUGACUUCUAAACGAAACAAAACGAAAAACACUGGAGUUGUUUUAAUGUUUAUGACUUUUGUUUUAUAUUAUUGUUACAAUUAUCAUUGUCCUUGAUCUUUUCUUUUGAUUUUUGUCUUUUGAUAAUCCGUUUAGUUUUUUAAGUGGAAAUCAUGCUUAAUGGGUGAACAAUAACCUGUGAAACUUAAGCAAAACUCUCCCGUCCUCCAGUGUAAUAACACUGGUUCACUCACAGUGUUUUACUAUGUAUACUAAUUUUGUUUCUCGAAAUGUGUUGAACACUAGCCAAAGGAACAGAGGGGAGUGAUGACUACAGUUGCGGAUCCCUCUAUUUUCUUCUAGCACAAAGACAGCGGUUGGGGUUAAUGUACAGAAAACGCCCUGGCGGAGAGACAGACAGCCCUAGCUCCUCUCAUCUCAUUUCAAUCCCUACAUUAGUGGGUUUGUUUUCAGUACAAUGCAAAUGUGUUAGCACAAUCAUCACAUUAUUUUCCUCUCUGGCUUAUUAGUGUGGGAAACGAGCCAUUUUAUCAAAGGCCACCACUAUUGGACAUCUCGUCUUUAUUUCCUGCACAUAAACUUCAUUGAUGAUUCUAAUGGCCUUCUUCAUGAGCUUAGUGGAGUUCAGACUUUUUAAUGUGGACUCUGCCAUUCAGGACCAGAUCUGUGUGUCUGUGUGUCUGUCUGUGUGUCUGUCUGUGUGUCUGUCUGUGUGUCUGUCUGUGUGUGUGUCUGUGUGUGUGUGUGUGUGUGUGGUGGGUUUUUUUUUCCAUUUGAAAAUAUUUUAUUUCUGGAUUAUUCAUGCCUCAUGCUUUACAAUAUUUCCUGUUUUUUUUUUUUUUAUCAGAAUGCAUAUGUGUGGUUAAUGUUUAUUAAUGUAAAAUGACCCUUGUUAUGUUCUAUAAGCUACAACCAUGUGAAUGUUGAUGGUUGAAGAUGACCACUAUCAAUGUUCUCAUCAUUUACAUUACAGUUGCAGUCAUAAGAAAAACAAAGAUGUCCAACCACUGCAUUAGGACAAGUGAACUUCUGUUGGAGAUAUAAAGUUAAUGCUAAACUCCUUUGAUUUUCAUGGGAGAGGAUUUAAACUGGAGCUUCCAGUAUGUACGCGUGCACCGAUAACAUUUUUAACGAAAUUGAGGCUUGAUACCACAUCUGCGUACAAGCACUAUCAAAUGUAGUAUUCAUUGUAGUUCGAUUCUAGAAACCCAUCUCAUGCUGCAAGCCUUAAAAUUCCCUUAUGCAUGUUCUUUUACCUCCCCCACCAGCCUUUUUAAGUUAAGCCAUGUUUUGUUCUUGCCUUUUGUUCUUAUAACUUUUUUCAAUAUGGGGUAUUGGAUGAUGUUAACGUCCCCUAAAAUGUGUCCAAAAGAUUGUCUGAAAAUCUAUGAUCAUUGCAUUUGCACAUCUGCUAGACUGACUCUAUAAGCGUCUGCUGUUUCUUUCAUUACACAGUACUUACCGUAUGUGAAUGCAUUUCUUCCACACUAGAAGCACACAGUGAGUACAAGUGUGUUGGAUGUUUAAAUGUUUUAUUUUUCCAGAUUUUUAGUUUUCCACUAAAUAUGUCAGGAGGAUCACUAGGUAACGGUUUGCUAUGUGAUGUUAUUGGGAGAAAGACCUUUGGUCAUUCUUAAAUAAGCACUAAAUUCAGAGGUGUAUGGGAGAGGGAGUCAUUGCACACUUUAUAGACAUUGCAUACUUUGCUCACACAAUGCACGAGUAAAUUAAUUUCUUUAAAUAAAUGAAUACACACACACACACACACACAGGACCACUCUUCUGUAAUGCAGUCAUACUAGUAGUUGCACUGUACUUGUAAUGACUGAUAUUUCUGAUACCACACAGCUCUUACAUGAGAGAUCAGCUGAUGGGAGAAAUUUGUUAAGCAAAGAUUACCUGUAAAAAAAAAUAAAGAAAUUAAAAGUGAAAACCAUUUUAAAUCGUAAUAAAGACUCAUAGGCUGUACAUUUGUAAUAAAUAAAUGAAACUAAAAUUGU